Messenger RNA from Dipodomys spectabilis (banner-tailed kangaroo rat), 1803 nucleotides. RefSeq names its product keratin 84 (gene Krt84). Lineage: Eukaryota; Metazoa; Chordata; Mammalia; Rodentia; Heteromyidae. The record is from RefSeq and is a predicted model, not a curated record. The coding region runs from base 1 to 1803 and encodes 600 amino acids. Gene Ontology annotation, cellular component: keratin filament. Gene Ontology annotation, molecular function: structural constituent of skin epidermis. Gene Ontology annotation, biological process: intermediate filament organization; keratinization. The transcript is spliced from 9 exons.
AUGUCUUGUCGCUCCUACAGAGUUCGCUCUGGCCACCGGGUGGGCAACUUCAGCUCUUACUCAGCGAUGACCCCCCAGAACCUGAACCACUUCCGGACGAGCUCUGUCUCCUGCAGCAGUGGGUCUGGCUUCCGGGGCCUUGGCAGCUUUGGUAGUCGAAGCGUUAUCAGCUUUGGAUCGUGCUCACCUAGAAUGGCAGCUGUAGGGCCUCGUCCCAUUCGCUGUGGAGCCGGUUUUGGAGCUGGCAGUGGGAUGGCCUUUGGCUUUGGGGAUGGACAUGGUAUUGGUCUGGGCAUUAGAGCCAGCAAUAAUGUGGGUCUGGGGUUUGGAGCUGGCAGUGGCCUUGGCUAUGGUUUCGGUGGCCCUGGCUUUGGCUACAGACUUGGAGGAGUUGGAGGCCCAGCGGCUCCAUCUAUCACAGCUGUGACUGUGAACCAGAGUCUGCUGACACCUCUCAACCUGGAGAUUGAUCCGAAUGUCCAGAGGGUGAAGAAGGAUGAGAAGGAGCAAAUCAAGACCCUCAACAACAAGUUUGCCUCCUUCAUCGACAAGGUGCGGUUCCUGGAGCAACAGAACAAGCUCUUAGAGACCAAGUGGAGCUUCCUCCAAGAGCAAAAAUGUGCCCGGAGCAACCUGGAUCCUCUCUUUGAGAACUACAUCACCUCACUCCGGAGGCAGCUGGAAGCACUAGUCAGUGACCAGGCACGGCUGCAGGCAGAGAGGAACCACAUGCAGGAUGUCCUGGAGGGCUUCAAGAAGAAGUAUGAAGAGGAGGUAGGAUGCCGAGCCAGUGCUGAGAACGAGUUUGUGGCCCUGAAGAAGGACGUGGAUACUGCUUUCGUGAAUAAAUCUAAUCUAGAAGCCAACGCAGAUACUCUCAGUCAGGAAAUCGAGUUCCUGAAGGUCCUGUACUUGGAGGAAAUCCAGCUGCUCCAGUCACACAUCUCAGAAACCUCAGUCAUUGUGAAGAUGGACAACAGCCGGGACUUGAACCUAGAUGGGAUCAUUGCUGAUGUCAAGGCCCAAUAUGAGGAGGUGGCCAGGCGUAGCCGUGCUGAUGCUGAGACCUGGUACCAGACCAAGUAUGAGGAGAUGCGGGUGACGGCCGGUCAGCACUGUGACAACCUCCGCCACACACGGGACGAGAUCAACGAACUGACCCGGCUGAUCCAGAGACUGAAGGCAGAGUUGGAGCACACCAAGGCUCAGUGUGCCAAGCUGGAAGCAGCAGUAGCUGAGGCAGAGCAGCAGGGUGAAGCAGCCCUCAAUGAUGCCAAGUGCAAGCUGGCAAAUCUGGAGGGCGCCCUGCAGCAGGCCAAGCAGGACAUGGCAAGGCAGCUGCGGGAGUACCAGGAGCUCAUGAACGCCAAGCUGGGCCUAGACAUCGAGAUCGCCACCUACCGGCAGCUUCUGGAAGGGGAGGAGAUCCGGAUCUGUGAAGGUGUUGGACCAGUAAAUAUAUCUGUGAGCAGCUCCCGGGGUGGCAUGGUGUGUGGCCCUGAGCCCUUCGCCAGCUCCACCUUCUCCUGUGGAGGAAGCAGCAGCAGCAUCCGGGCCACUGGAGGGGUCCUUACUUCCUGUGGCUCCAGCCUAGGCGGGGGCCGGAGCACUCUGGCUAGUGGGGAGCUGCUAAGUGCAGGCAGCAGAGGGGGCUCGGUGCUGGUGGGUGAUGCCUGCAUCCCCAGUGUCCCCUGCCCGCUGCCCACGGAAGGUGGCUUCAGCAGCUGUAGUGGUGGCCGGGGCAAUCGUAGCUCCAGUGUCCGCUUCUCAUCUACUACCACCUCUCGCCGGGCCAGAUACUGA